Molecule: messenger RNA, 9767 nt
Organism: Ostrea edulis (European flat oyster)
Lineage: Eukaryota; Metazoa; Mollusca; Bivalvia; Ostreida; Ostreidae
Product: multiple epidermal growth factor-like domains protein 6
Exons: 52
Coding region: 500-7645 (2381 amino acids)
Biological process (GO): protein dephosphorylation
Molecular function (GO): scavenger receptor activity; protein tyrosine phosphatase activity
Source: RefSeq, a predicted model, not a curated record
UUUUUUUUUUUUUUUUACAAUUAUUCUUUACAUAGCAGUUAUCAAAACGAACCCACUGUAUUUUACUUCCUAAUCAGUAGCGGGGUUAGUGUAUCAUACAUAUUAGUAAAUUUAAGGUCUUAAAAGUAUUGCCAUUAAAAACAUUUCAUUAUCUACGGAUAUGAGAAAUUUUGUUUAGGAAGCUUAAGAGAAUUAAAGCACUUAGGUCAGUACAGUGAUUGGUCAAUCUUAAGAGACGAUUCAUAUCAAAGAUGCAAUGUACAGUUGUGUGCGAGAAAAUAAUUUAUCUUCAAGUCUUCAGACAGGAAGCAGGAAGAUAAAUCCUGCAGUAGUUUUAACAAUGAUGGAGGUUUUCAAAUUGAAAUGAAACAAGUCCAUCUACAGUGUUAAAGUAUUUAUACGGAUAAAAGAAAUUUUCUUUAAAAAUUCUACUCAAUUUUAUUUUGGAGAGAAUAUUUGUGCUAGAAAAAAAUCAUCAUUUAUGGUAAUGUGCCUGUGAAUGAAAACAAGAAAACAGGAAGUGGUUUUCGUGUCAUCAAAGAUGAAGUGGACCACGUUUCUGUACAUCCAAGUUAGCUAUUUCAUUUAUGUACAGUCCUACGAUCAGCUGGUGAGGCCCGGAGUUACGAGGGCUGUGAGUAGUUCUGUAGCUUAUGAAGGCUAUCCAAACAAGACAGUGGACGGAGACAGUCGACAAAGUAAUUACACGUACUGCAUGCACACAACAGAGAGACAAACAGUGGCAUGGCUCAGAGCUGACUUAGGACGGGUCUACAAUCUGAGAUCUGUUAAAAUAUGGUAUAGAAAUGACAAUCCACCACAUAGUACAAAGAGAUUACAGGGAUUCUCCAUCCGCCUAUCAAACACACCUACACAUGUCCCCAGUGACACCUGUUACCAGGAUCCUGGUGACCAAACUCUGCCUGCCGUGUUAGAGAGAGAAUGCCGGGGAGCAGCCCGAUAUGUUUGGUUCUAUACAAACAGAGACAAUGGCGGUGGGGUGUUCCUUGAAAUAUGUGAAGUGGAAAUAUUUGGCUGUAACGAAGGGUAUUACGGCAAAAACUGUAGUUUUGUCUGUGGACAUUGUGCGGAAAACGCAACGUGUGAUGUAGUGGAUGGUUCGUGUCCUUCUAAAUAUUGUGAAGCAGGAUGGAAGCAAACAUCUGAUCGGAAAUGUAACCAAGUCUGCAAGAAAGGAUUAUACGGCUCAAACUGCGCUCAUUCAUGUGGACAUUGUCAGGGAAACAAAUCAUGUCAUCACGUUAAUGGUUCAUGUCCUAAUGGACAUUGCAAACCAGGCUGGAAACAUACAAAUAAAUUGAAAUGUGACGAAGAGUGUGAUGACGGACGUUAUGGACUCUACUGCGGGUAUAAUUGUAGUGGUCACUGCGCUGGCGGACAACCCUGUAGGAAGAGAGACGGUGUGUGUGCCGAUGGGUGUAAAGAUGGGUGGACAAAUUCCUACUGCAAUAAAACUUGUGAGAAAGGAUCCUACGGCCGUAACUGUAGUCGUGAUUGUGGACAUUGUCAAGGAACGCCUCCAUGUUAUUACGUGAAUGGUUCUUGUCCUACACGAGAGUGUAAACCAGGAUGGAAGCAAACAUUAGAUCGAAAAUGUGACCAAGCUUGUGAGAAAGGAUCCUACGGCGAUAACUGUAGUGGGAUCUGUGGACAUUGUAAAGGAGGGGUUCCAUGUGAUCACUUGAAUGGUUCUUGUCCUUCACGAGAAUGUGAACCAGGAUGGAAGCAAACAUCAGAUAGGAAAUGUGACCAAGUCUGUGAGAAUGGAUCCUACGGCCCUAACUGUCACCAUGCCUGUGGACAUUGUAAAGGAGAGGAUAUAUGUGAUCACGUGAAUGGUUCUUGUCAUACACGAGAGUGUGAUCCAGGAUGGAAGCAAACAUUAGAUCGGAAAUGUGACCUAGCUUGUGAGAAAGGAUCCUACGACGAUAACUGUAGUGGGGUAUGUGGACACUGUAAAGGAGGGUUUCCAUGUGAUCACGUGAAUGGUUCUUGUCCUUCACGAGAAUGUGAACCAGGAUGGAAGCAAACAUCAGAUAGGAAAUGUGACCAAGUCUGUGAGAAUGGAUCCUACGGCCCUAACUGUCACCAUGCCUGUGGACAUUGUAAAGGAGAGGAUAUAUGUGAUCACGUGAAUGGUUCUUGUCGUUCACGAGAGUGUGAUCCAGGAUGGAAGCAAACAUCAUAUCGGAAAUGUGACCGAGCUUGUGAGAAAGGAUCCUACGGCGAUAACUGUAGUGGGAUCUGUGGACAUUGUAAAGGAGGGGUUCCAUGUGAUCACGUGAAUGGAUCUUGUCCUUCACGAGAAUGUGAACCAGGAUGGAAGCAAACAUCAGAUAGGAAAUGUGACCACGUCUGUGAAAAAGGAUCCUAUGGCGCUAACUGUAGUCGUGGUUGUGGACAUUGUAAAGGAAAUGAUACAUGUGAUCACGUGAAUGGUUCUUGUCCUACACGAGAGUGCGAACCAGGGUGGAAGGAAACAUCAGAUCGAAAAUGUGACCAAGCCUGUGCAAAAGGAUUUUAUGGCGCUAACUGUAGUCGUGGCUGUGGACAUUGUAAAGGAAAGGCUACAUGUGAUCACGUGAAUGGUUCUUGUCCUUCACGAGAGUGUGAACCAGGAUGGAAGCAAACAUCAAAUAGGAAAUGUAACAAAGCCUGUGCAAAAGGAUCUUACGGCACUAACUGUAGUCGUGAUUGUGGACAUUGUAAAGGAAAGACUAAAUGUGAUCACGUGAACGGUUCUUGUGCUUCACGAGAGUGUAAACCAGGAUGGAAACAAACGUCAGAUUUGAGAUGUGAUCAAUCUUGCGAUGAUCAAAUGUAUGGAAAAAACUGCAUGAAAUAUUGUAGUGGUAACUGCGCCGAAAAUGAAUCAUGUCAUAAAACAGAUGGUCAGUGUCCCGGUGGGUGUGCAGACGGUUGGAGGGGAAAGAGAUGUUCCAGAGAAUGCAAAAAAGGAUACUACGGUAGAAAUUGUAGCCAGGAAUGUGGACAUUGUGCAGGAAACAAAACAUGCAAUCCCGUGAACGGUUCCUGUCCUGGUUCUUGUCAACCAGGAUGGCAGCAAACACCUGAUCAGAAAUGCAACCGGGAAUGCAAACAAAGAUUCUACGGCAGAAAUUGUAGCCAGAAAUGUGGAUAUUGCGCAGGAAACAAAACAUGCAAUCAUGUGAAUGGUUCCUGUCCUGGAUCUUGUCAACCAGGAUGGCAGGAAACGUCUGAUCAGAAAUGUAACCGAGAUCAGUUGGUCAGGCCCAGAGUUACGGAGGCUGUGAGUAGUUCUGUAGGAUGGGGAGGAUAUCCAAACAAGACAGUGGACGGAGACAAGACACAGAAUCCUUACACGUACUGCAUGCACACAGCAACCGGACAAAGAGAGGCGUGGCUCAGAGUUGACUUAGGAGAUAUCUAUAAUUUGAAAUCUGUUAAGAUAUGGUAUAGAAACGACAAUCCACCACAUAAUACAAAGAGAUUACAAGGAUUCUCCAUCCGCCUGUCAAACACGACUAUACCUGUCCCCAGUGACACCUGUUACCAGGAUCCUGAUGACCAAACUCUGCCUGUCGUGUUAGAGAGAAAAUGCGGGGGAGAGGCCCGAUAUGUUUGGUUCUAUACAAACAGAAACAAUAACGACGGGGUGUUCCUUGAAAUAUGCGAGGUGGAGGUUUUCGGAUGCCAGUCUUCCUAUUACGGUAGAAAUUGUUCAGAAAGAUGUGGCCCUUGCGGAGGCAAGAAACGUUGUGAUAACAUCAACGGAUCCUGCCCUGGAUCAUGUGAACCUGGAUAUAAAGGACCAAAAUGUAAAACAGGGUGCAAGAAAGGAUUUUAUGGUACUAGCUGUAGUCAAGUCUGUGGACAUUGUGCAAAAAACGCAACAUGUGAUCACGUGACUGGUUCUUGUCCUUCUGGGUACUGUGCACCAGGAUGGAAGCACACAUCUAAUCGGAAAUGCGAUCAAGAGUGUGAUGACGGACGGUAUGGACUCCAGUGCAAGAAAACAUGUAGUGGUCACUGCGCUGGUGGACUACCCUGUAGGAAAACUGACGGUGUAUGUACCGGGGGGUGUACGGAUGGAUGGACAAAUUCUUACUGCAAUAAAAGGUGCAAGAAAGGAUUUUAUGGUACUAGCUGUAGUCAAGUCUGUGGACAUUGUGCAAAAAACGCAACAUGUGAUCACGUGACUGGUUCUUGUCCUUCUGGGUAUUGUGCACCAGGAUGGAAGCACACAUUUAAUCGGAAAUGCGAUCAAGAGUGUGAUGACGGACGGUAUGCACUUCAGUGCAAGGAAACAUGUAGUGGUCACUGCGCUGGUGGACUACCCUGUAGGAAAACUGACGGUGUAUGUACCGGGGGGUGUACGGAUGGAUGGACAAAUUCUUACUGCAAUAAAAGGUGCAAGAAAGGAUUUUAUGGUACUAGCUGUAGUCAAGUCUGUGGACAUUGUGCAAAAAACGCAACAUGUGAUCACGUGACUGGUUCUUGUCCUUCUGGGUAUUGUGCACCAGGAUGGAAGCACACAUCUAAUCGGAAAUGCAAUCAAGAGUGUGAUGACGGACGGUAUGGACUCCAGUGCAAGAAAACAUGUAGUGGUCACUGCGUUGGUGGACUACCCUGUAGGAAAACUGACGGUGUAUGUACCGGGGGGUGUACGGAUGGAUGGACAAAUUCUUACUGCAAUAAAACCUGUGAGAAAGGAUUCUACGGCCCUAACUGUCUUCGUGGCUGUGGACAUUGUAAAGGGAAUGCUAAAUGUGAUCACGUGGAUGGUUCUUGUCCUUCACGAAAGUGUAAACCCGGAUGGAAGCAGACAUCAGAUCGGAAAUGUGAUCAAGCCUGUGAGAAAGGAUUCUACGGCCCUAACUGUACCCAUGUCUGUGGACAUUGUAAAGGAAAGGCUAAAUGUGAUCACGUGAAUGGUUCUUGUCCGUCACGAAAGUGUAAACCUGGAUGGAAGCAGACAUCAGAUCGGAAAUGUGACCAAGCCUGUGAGAAAGGAUUAUAUGGCCCUAACUGUAUCCGUGGCUGUGGACAUUGUAAAGGGGAGGCUAAAUGCGAUCACGUGAGUGGUUCUUGUUCGUCACGAGAAUGUAAACCUGGAUGGAAGCAGACAUCAGAUCGGAAAUGUGACCAAGCCUGUGAGAAAGGAUUCUACGGCCCUAACUGUACCCAUGUCUGUGGACAUUGUAAAGGAAAGGCUAAAUGUGAUCACGUGAAUGGUUCUUGUCCGUCACGAAAGUGUAAACCUGGAUGGAAGCAGACAUCAGAUCGGAAAUGUGACCAAGCCUGUCAGAAAGGAUACUACGGCCUUAACUGUCGUCAUGCCUGUGGACAUUGCAAAGGAAUGGCUACAUGUGAUCUCGUAAACGGUUCUUGUCCUCCAGAACAGUGUGAACCAGGAUGGAAGCAAACUUCAGAUUGGAAAUGUGAUCAAGAAUGUGACAACGGAUCUUUUGGAUUUCUGUGCAACUCGACAUGUAGUGAAGGCUGUUUCUCUAUUUGCAACAAAACGAGUGGAUCAUGUGACCAAUGUCUGACCGGAUAUACAGGUGUAUUCUGUAACGUAUCGGUUUCAGAAUCAGGACAAAAAACGGCAGUGAACGCAGCAUUAGCAGGAGGUGUAGUGGGCCUCAUAGUUUUCGUCAUAGCAACCAUUCUUCUUGUAGUUAUCAUCACUAGGAAAACACAGAAGAAAAAGCCAACUGAAAUAGAAUUAGCGGAGACUGCAGAGGAUAUUGCAGAAAAACCAGAGAGGAGAGCUGACACAACACCUGGGGGAAGCGGAUAUGUCGAAAAGAAUGCUGAACCCAAUGGAAGCGUACAGCGGAAAACACUCAUGAAAAUAGCUGAUCUCGGGGAAGUAAUCAAGAGCCUGUCUAUGGAAGAAAAUGAGAAAUUUAAUGAAGAAUUCAAGGGAAUUCCAUACGGUGAACAAAGCCAUAUUCCGUGCGACGUUGCCAAGAUGGCGCAGAACAUGCCGAAAAACCGAUACAAGACAACGUUUCCUUAUGACCAUUCUCGUGUUGUUUUGACUGUUUCUCCCGAAAAUGACUACAUAAAUGGAAAUUACAUAAAGGAUACGAAAAGACAAAGAGAAUACAUCGCUACCCAAGGUCCAACGAAGAAUACGGUACAAAAUUUCUGGGCUAUGAUCUGGCAAGAGAAUAUCCGGGUUAUAGUCAUGUUGACGAAUUUGACGGAAGGAUCAAAGAUUAAAUGUCACCAAUACUGGCCUGAACACGGUGAGAUGACAUCGGGAUCAUUCCGUCUACGGGUCAUAUCUCAGAGGUCCUCAGCGAACUACAUCCGGCGUGACAUCAACAUCACCCACAUAGAGACAAACGUUGUUAGGACCUUGAAUCACAUGCACUACACAGCAUGGCCUGAUCAUGGAACUCCUUCACCAGUAGAGCUCCUCGUGUUUUAUCGUCACGUCAAGCAGUUAAAGCAGAUGUAUCCCGAAAGUCUUCUGGUUGUACACUGCAGCGCCGGUAUCGGGAGGACUGGAACCUUCAUUGCGCUAGAUGCCUUGUAUAAGCAGGGUCAGAUGGACGGGUUGAUUGACGUGGUGCGCUAUGUCAACAUCAUGAGAGAAGACAGAAUGAACAUGAUACAGAAUGUGGGUCAGUACAUCUUCUUGUACAACGCCUUGAACGAGAUUUUUCAAUUCAACGGGAGGUUGUUGAAAAAGGAACAAUUCAUACAGGAAGUGACGUCACAGUUGAUGUCAAAUCAAGCUGUCAAUGCUUCCUAUUUCAAGAAAGAAUAUAAUGAACUGGUGUCCAUAAGACCAACAUUGAGUGUGGAGGAUACAAAGGAAGCAAAGCAACACAUCCAUCUCAACAUGACAAAGACUGUCCUUCCGGCAGACAAGGCAAGAACUGUGUUGACCUCUUAUGUCGGUGGGAGAGGUAAUUACUACAAUGCCGUGUCCAUUUCGACAUACACACUGAGGGACGGCCUGAUUGCUGCGCAGUAUCCUGUGGAGGGAGCCGCAAUCGAUCUAGUGCGCAUGCUCAUUGAUCACGAUUCCAGCGUCCUGAUUUCCUUCAAUCAGCUUUCAGACAUCGCUUCAUCUGCAGAGUGGUUUAAAACGUCAGCGGAGAGAGGUGUCAUUUCUCCUUAUAAGACGAUUCUGGGCAAAAGUCGAAAAAUAUCGGAAAAUGUCCGAAUGACUUCCGUGAAAAUGAAGCAUGGCAAGGCUUCUAAUUGGCAUGAUGUCAGCGUAUUUGAAAUUCUGAACUGGAAGAUAAAAAAUCAACUUCCGGCGGAAACGAAUGCAUGUGUGGAAUUGAUCAACGAAGUGAUGGAAGUUCUCAAGGACAAAGAAACAAAAAUCACAGUGUUGUCAAGAGACGGGGCGACCGGAUGUGGAGUGUUUUGCGCUAUUUAUAACGCCGUACAACAGCUAAAACUGGAUGACGAGGUGGAUAUGUUUACCGUCGUCCGGCAGCUACAGAUACGUAGACCGGAAAUGAUAUCCAGCUUGAGUGAGUACCAGUUUUGUUGCAAAGUCGCCGCAAUCUUCUUCUCGGCGUGCUCGGAUGCCAUUUAUGAGAACUCGCCGGGACGAGUAGAAGUUCCGCCCACAGAGGAGGAGAACCUAUACGCCAACACCAGUGUGUAAAUUACGCGACAUUGUAUGUUAGUGUACUCAAGCGAUAAUACAUAUAUCAGGUACAUAUAUGUAUAGUACACAACAUUCUGACGAUGUCUACUCUAAAGAUGUAUUCAACUUCUACACUUUGUACGCAUUGAUUGAUAUAAUUAAUCGAUAUACUAUUUAUCCAUAGAUUUAUUUAUUUAUCUACUUGUAUUGAUCUUUUUUACAUGCGUCUACAUUUAUAUUUAUUCAUCUACCUGUAUUUAUUUAUAUUCACUUUUGAUUCUACAUGUAUUCUAAGGACAUAUGCGACAUUUCUGACAUUUUGUCUGAAAUUAUUUUUUCAUCACCUCGAGAUGGAGAGUUCUUGUAAAUAUGUUGAAAUUUUGUAUUAUAGUAAUAUUACCAUGCUUUGUAUAUCGGCCCGGGUAGAUCAAUGGGUAGGUCACCUAACUAAUAAUGCGAGGGUUCCGGGUUCGAUACCCGAUUGUUUCAAAUAUUUUACUUUCCUUCUUUGCUACAAUGUCCAUUUACAACUUGACUAUACAUUCUUACUAGCAACAACCAGGAACUAUCAAAAUAUGCUAACUCUAAAACAGUCAUGGUAAUAUAUCCCAAUAUCUUUUUGGUAGAAACAAGAUACAAUGUAGUACGUGAAAGGUCACGAAAAUAAUACAUUAUUAUUGUGAAACGUCGCGUAUGCUCCUAUAUCCUUAUCUUUAGCUAAUCUGGUUAAAACCAGAUUGAUCUUUACAUAUGUAGCUCACUUGCGUUGAAAAUUCCUUUGGGGUUUUCUGAUCGAUAUGUUUGAGGUCUGUCCGUAGAUCCUGUUUACCCUAACGUAAAGGGGAUGCAAGUGUGUUUGGUUUUUUUUUUCAAACGAAGGGUUAUACCCCCUCUUGUCGACCGGAGGAAAGUGAAAACAGAUGAAAGUCUUAGAUAUCCUUCUCAAGAACCAUGCAGAUCCGAUGAUCAUCUAUAGAGAAGACAGGUUCUAUAGUUUUGAUAGAUCCAAUGCAUAUCUGUAUUUAUUUCUGAUAGAUCACAUGUACAUUUAAAUAUUUGAUAGAUCACAUGUACAUUUAAAUAUUUGAUAGAUCACAUGUACAUCUAUGUAUUUGAUAUAUUCCAUGUACAUCUAUGUAUUUGAUAGAUCACAUGUUCAUCUAUGUAUUUGAUAGAUCACAUGUACAUCUAUGCAUUUGAUAGAUUCAAAUUAAAUGUAAAUCUAUAUAUUUGAUAGAUCCCAAUAUACAUAUAUUUGACAGAUCCCAUAUACAUAUAUAUGUAUAGAUAUAUAUUUGAGAGAUCCCAUGUACAACUAUAUAUUUGAUAGAUCCCAUGUACAACUAUACAAUUGAUUGAUCCAUUCUAAAUGUACAUCUACAGUAUUUGAUAAAUUCAGAUUCCAUGCAAAUAUAUGGAUUAGAUAGAUUUUUUGUGCAUCAGAUUAUUAGAUUAUUUUUAAACCGUGAGAAUGUCUCCUGAGGUCACAAUUAACAAGUUCUGGGGUUCAUUUAAUCUUAGAAAAAUAUCGGAGGGAAAAUGAAUGUUUUUUACCUGUACAAUUCUACAUAUAGAGGAGAUUCAAGUUUUUCCAACCAUGACCUGUGGGGUUCCAACCAUGAACUGGGGGGCUCCAAUAGUUGUAUACAGAUAUGAAUCGGAAUAUUUUGGGGAAAAUGACACGUAGAUACUCUUUUUUCAUGUUAAUUUAACUUUGAUCACCCCCCCCCCCCUCCAGGACAAGGUAAGGUGACAACAGUGGUGGUGGUGGUGUAUUUGCAUCACGAGUAAUGCAUGUGACCUAAUUUUUUAAAUUCUUUUUAUUACAUCAUCAUUUUCAUAUUUAAUUAUUAAGAAAUACUUUUAAUAUAUUAUUGUAUAUAUAUGAACUUUGUUAUGGUUUUUUGUGUGUGAAUAGUGCUGGUUGUAUGCACGGAUCGAGAUUUUUUCACCUUUGUCCAGGAAAUGGGUGCAAGAUUUAAAUCAAAUCAAAUUGUCAAAAAAUAUGUUUUAUCAAAUAUCUCGGGUGGGGGGGGGGUGCAGACUUCCGGUUUCUCUUCAGGAUCCGCGUAUGCAUAGUACUUUAUAUUCCUAUAUUUUUUGUACUCUCUUCUAAAAAAUAAAUACCAUUAAAUCAUCA